Lachancea meyersii CBS 8951 is the source of this 1644-nucleotide messenger RNA. The record is from the annotation of a GenBank genome assembly. NCBI's taxonomy places the organism in Eukaryota, Fungi, Ascomycota, Saccharomycetes, Saccharomycetales, Saccharomycetaceae.
AUGAGAAUAUCACGUAAACCAGAAACUGUGGUUGACUUCCCCCUUGAAGACGUUGGAACUACCUAUGAAACUAAGCAUCUCGACGUCUCGGAUCCUCACCAGGCAUCGCACUUAGUAAGAAAAAGUAUUCCCAAAAGCGAUGAAGAUAUCGAGACUACAGAGCAAAAAUUCCGGCUGAAAGACCAAAGCUGGGACAUCAUAUUAUCAUGCUUCGGAAUCUCGUUCACGGGCUUCUUUUUCGGCUAUGAUACAGGCACAGUUGGUGGCAUAACCAACAUGCAGGCGUGGCUCAAGCGUUUCGGUCACUACGAUGAUGGUCUGGGACAAUAUGAAAUGGCAACUGCUCUGGUAGGUAUUGUGGUUUCGUCAUUCCACGUAGGAUGCAUUAUAGGAGGCUUCACCAUUGCUAGACUGGCCGACACUCUGGGGCGCCGCAUUCCAAUUGCAAUUUCUUGCUUCACGUACAUGGUCGGAAUCUCAAUACAGCUAAGUGCAGGCCACGGCAAAUGGUACCAGUAUAUGCUCGGCCGUAUGGUCACGGGACUGACCGUCGGGGCAAACGCAGUGCUGACUCCCAUGCUCCUCUCUGAAAUAGCGCCGCCAAGAAUCCGGGGUGUAAUCGUUAACUUUUAUCAGCUUAACACAACGCAUGGAAUUCUAGCUGGUUACAUCGCGGACUAUGCCACAAAAAGUAUUUACAAAGAUGACAGGAUGUGGAGGCUCCCACUCCUGGGCGGCUAUGUCUUUUCUGCAAUACUUUUGCCUGUACUUGUAUACGCGCCCGAAUCACCACGGUUUUUGAUAAAACGAGGUCGUUACACCGAGGCCAAGAAGUGUCUAGCCAGACUAAGAGGGUUAAAUAUCAAAAAGCUCGAGGACUCUGUAAUACUAUCGCAACAGGCAGCAUGUUUGGAGGAUGUGGAUAAGGAAUUGGCCUUUUUGAAUGAAACCAUUCGUUUCCAAGAGCAAAGACAGCGGAAUACCACUUUCUGGCAAUUGUUUUCCAAAAGGUUUAUAAAGCGGACACUUUCAGGUAUGUGUAUCAUGGGGUUUCAGCAAAUGUCAGGGAUUGACUACUUCUUGUAUUACGGUACGAGACUGUUCAAGUCUGUCGGUAUCGAUGAUUCUUACAAAACCUCUAUCAUUUUGGGUGCCAUAAACGCCGCUAUGACCUACGUGUCGUUAUUCGUCGCUGAUAAUUUGGGACGCAAAAAGGGCUUAUUUUGGGGAUCAGUGAGCUGCUUCAUCUGUCUGUUCAUAUUCUCGACCGUGGGUGUUGUAAUGAUCGAUCGCGCUGACGCUCCUGACUACAAGCUGUCGGGCUAUAUCAUGAUUACUUUCACAUGCCUAUUUAUUGUGAUGUUCUGCUGCUCGUGGUCAGCAAUUGCCUCUGUCCUCGUAAGCGAGAUCUUCACUCUCGAAAUCAAGGCCCAAGCGAUGGCUUUCUCACAAGCUUUCAACUGGGGUUCGAAUUUCUUCAUCGCUUUUUGCACCCCUAUAAUUACAGCGCGUAUUGGGUACGCCUUCGGUUAUGUUUUUGCCGCUUGCAUGUUUGUGGCCAUAAUAUUCGUCUACUUCAUGAUUCCUGAGACAAAGGGGCUCACCUUGGAAGAGAUCGACGAUAUUUACGAGAAAGAUAAUUGA